This is a messenger RNA of Penicillium soppii, 747 nucleotides long. RefSeq names its product putative short chain dehydrogenase/reductase. The transcript has 2 exons. Bases 1 to 747 code for a protein of 248 amino acids. NCBI's taxonomy places the organism in Eukaryota, Fungi, Ascomycota, Eurotiomycetes, Eurotiales, Aspergillaceae. The record is from RefSeq and is a predicted model, not a curated record.
AUGACUGAACAAACCAUCAUCUUGAUAACCGGCGCCAACUCUGGUGUCGGCUACGCAACAACUCAGGUCCUCGCUAGCUACCCAAACAACCACAUCAUCAUGGGCUGUCGAGACCUAGCAAAAGGUCAAUACGCCCUAACCGAGAUUCAAAACACCGACCCAAAAGGAACCAUCUCGCUCCUACAGCUUGACGUCGAAGACGACACCUCAAUUUCCAAAGCAAUCGACACCGUAACCCAGCAAUUCAACCGACUAGACGUGCUGGUAAGCAACGCCGGCACAGCAGCACCAGGUACCAGCGGUCGCGCCCAGCUAAGCCAGAUCUUCUCGAUCAACGUCUUCGGCGCAAUGCUUGUCUCCGAAGCCUUCAUCCCGCUUCUCCUUAAAUCACACCGGCCCUAUCUCAUCCAGGUCUCCAGCGGGCUAGGGUCUGUGACUCAGGCGUGCGAUCCACAGAGCCCGUAUUAUCCUGCAGCCUGGGACGAGUACCGCAUGAGCAAGGCGGCGCUCAACAUGAUGACUAUCCAGAUGCAUAAACGAUUGCAGGAGCGUAAUGUGCGGGUUUUCGCAUUUUGUCCUGGUCUGGUGAGGUCUAGUUUGAGGGGUGAGAGCGAAGAAGCUGUUAGUGCGGGGGGACAAGCUGGUGAUCCAUUGGAAUCUGGUAGAGGGAUCCUAGGUAUUGUCCUUGGUGAGCGAGAUGGAGAGGCUGGUGGGUUCAUUAAUAAGGACGGUCGGUUGGCGUGGUGA